Molecule: messenger RNA, 4177 nt
Organism: Petromyzon marinus (sea lamprey)
Lineage: Eukaryota; Metazoa; Chordata; Hyperoartia; Petromyzontiformes; Petromyzontidae
Source: RefSeq, a predicted model, not a curated record
UGUUUUAAUCGCGCGAAUCCGCUGAGGCGAAAGCCAGCGCCGGUUUUGGAGUCCGGCAUCGAUUUUAGUUUUUUUUAUUUCCCCUCAGAAUUUUUUUUCUUAAAAUUAAUCUCCCGGUUACAACAACGACGACGACGCCGCCGCCGCAGAGCAAGGUGCCGGCGACGUUUGAAACGGAGGUGAGCAUCCAACAAAAAUCGACUUAAAGACGAGUGAUUAUUUUUUUUUCCCGUCCACUAGCAAAUGUUGUUGUUGUUUGCGCGCGGAAGGAGACGCCGAGGCGCGCCGAGGUUUGAGCGGAGACGGCGGUGAGGCGGCCGCGUCGGCGGAGGGAUACGGCGCGGUGCGCUGGCCGCUACGCCGAGCUGCCCCGAGGUGCUGCUGCUACUCGCUACUAACAGCACUUGCCUCUGCAGUCUGUUACAGGCUACACGGGGGAUCUUUGUCUGUGUUCAUCUCCAUCGUCUUCAUCUUGGCAUUCCUCGCAUUGCACCUCCACAUUCCUUCCCUCUGAGGGCGAUGCGCGACUCCCCGCGUGGUGCUGGUGCCAGGUUGGUGUGGGGGUCCCCUUCGCCCGCCCCCCCCCACGCCAUCAGCACCCUGGAGGCCGCCCCCCCCCGCGGGGGCAAGGGGGGGGGCGGCCCCUCCUCGCUGCUCCCCUGGACCGUGGAGACGCUCGGCGAUGCCUCGCACACCUUCCUGCUGCAGAAGGGAGCGAACGGAGGGACUCUGCUCGACUCGGUGUGGCAGCUGCUGCGCGUUGUGGAGAGCGACUACUUUGGCCUGGAGUUUGAAGAUCACCGCGGAAAUCAGGUGUGGCUGGACGCCAGGAAGAGGAUCACCAAGCAAGUGAGAAAACCCUCCAUGGUGACGUUCAAGAUGAGCGUGAAGUUUUUCCCUCCAGACCCUGGACAGCUGUUUUAUGAAUUCACGAGGUAUUUGUUUGUGCUGCAGGUGAGGCGAGAUCUUUCUCACGGCCGCCUGCCCUGCAGCGACACCUCUAGGGCCCUGCUGCUCUCUUACCUGCUGCAGGCGGAGGUGGGCGACGUCACGGAGAGCUCGGCACGCCACUUCCUGCGCACCGAGGGGCCGAUGGCGUCCAUCGCCCCCCUUGUGGAGGCCUCGGCCCUGCACAUGCACCAGCAGCACCGUGGACAGAGCCCCGGGCAGGCCGAGCUGCACCUGCUGGACGUGGCAAGGAAGUUGGAGUGGUUCGGCCUGCACCUGGUCCCCACCAAGGCGAGGGACGGCACCCCCCUCCACCUCGCCCCCACGCACUCGGGCAUCGCCGCCUACAGGGGCAGCACGAAGCUGAAUUUGUGUUCCUGGGCCAAGAUCCGCAAGCUGAGCUUCAAGAGAGACCGCUUCUUCCUGAAGCUGCACGCAGAGGCUUACGAGUUUGAGCCGCCGUGGUGCUGCGUGGACACGCUCGAGUUCACGAUGCCCGACCGUGACGCCUGCAAGCGCCUGUGGAAGCGCUGCGUGGAGACGCACGCCUUCUUCCGCUCGACGCCUCCCGCCUCCUCCUCCACCGCCUCAGCCGCCACCGCCGCCUCCGCCGCCUCCUCCUCCUCCACCGCCUCAGCCGCCACCGCCGCCUCCGCCGUGUCCCCACGCGCCCGCCGGCAUCGUGCGGCGCUCUUCGUCCGCGGCUCGGCGUUCCGCUACAGCGGGCGGACACAGCAGCAGUUGAUAGAACAUGUCAAGCAGAAUGGGCUCAAGCAGACUGCCUUCACCAGAAAACGUCACCUCCCUCCUCGACGCAGCGUCUCAGCCCAGGCGACGCAGCUGCGCCUGCCGUUGACCGCGCAGAGUUCAAGCUUCUCGUACGGGGCGCUUCUCCUCUCCUCGCCGCAUCUCCACUCGUGCGACGUCGCCGCCGGCGACGCCGGCUCCGGCGACGCCGGCGCCGGCGACGCCGGCUCCCGGCCCGAGUCGCCGUCGUCGCCGGCUCUCGCCUCCUCGCCGCACAGCCCCCCUCACCGUCAACAUCCUCGCCAGCUGCCCCACCACCACCACCACCACCUGCAGCAGCAGCAGCAACAGCAGCAGCAACCACAACAACCACAACGACAACCACAACAACAACAACAACCACGACAACAACCACAACAACAGCGCGAACAUUGCCCGCACCGGCACGGCACCGCGGGGCGGCUGACGCCGGGCGACGCUGACGAGGUGGACGAUGGCGCGAGGAGGAGGGGCAGCGGCGCCCUCCGCGCGUCGCCAUCGUCGGUCUCCACCACCUCCUCCUCCUCCUCCUCGUCAUCGUCGUCGUCCGCCGGGGUUCCGUCACCGGCCGGGAGAGCGGGACGCUGGCCGGUGGCCGUGUCUCCGCCACGUGUCUCCGCCGCGUCCCCCUGGCGCCCGGACGACGUCUCCGCGUCGCCGUCGCCCCCGUCGCUCUCGCCGUGCCUCAGCGACGUGAGCGGCUGCAGCUCCCGCACGGACGAGGACGCCGGAGGCGUCGGUAGCGGGGGCCAUCGCAAGCGUGUGCCGGCAGACCGGGCCUACUUCAUCACCAAGGAGCUUCUGGCCACGGAGCGGACCUACCAGCGGGACCUGGCAGCCAUUGUCACGUGUCUGGGUGGAGGAGGUGGAGGUGGAGUGACGGACAGUGGAGCGAGUGCUGCUGCUGCUGCCCAGCCGCCACCGCCGCUGCUGUCCGCCAUCGCUACUCUGCAGCUGCUCCACGAGGCCUUCCUGCGCCGCGUGGAGCAGCGGAUGGCGCUCUGGGAAGGGAGGUCCAAUGCCCACCUCAAAGGAGACUUCCAAAGAAUUGGAGACAUCCUCGUCCACUUCAUUCAAACCCUGAAGGCCCAGCUGCCCCUGCUGCUCUCUCUGGAGUCCCUGCAGGGGGAGCUGCCGCCGCUGCCGCCCUCCUCCCCCCACGCCUCCCCGCCGCUGUGCCUCCCGUCGGGCGGCGGUCUCCUCGCGAAGGCCCUGCAGCGGCCGCCUCACUACGGGCUGUUGCUUGCCCGCCUGUGCGCCCACUACCCGGACGAGCACCCGGACCGCGGAGACUGCGCCGCCGCGCUGCAGGAGGUGUCGCGCAUCACCGACGUUACGCAGGAGGUGGCGGCUCGCAUGGAGAAUGCGGAGAAGCUGGCCGCACUGGGUCGCGACGUCGUGGGGAUCGGCAAGCUGAGCACUCCUGGCAAGGUGUUUGUGCGUGAGGGUCGACUCUUGAAGCUCACGCGCUCGGGGCCCCAGCAGCGCAUGUUCUUCCUGUUCCUGGACGCCCUCAUCUACACGCGCCGGGACCUCACUGCCCACAACCAGUUCCCCGUGGCCGGACGCAUUCCCCUGCACGGCAUGAUCCUCAUCGUUUUGGAGCCACCGGAGGGAGACACCCCCGUGGUAGUCUCCAACUGCUUCACCAUCUUCUCGGCUCACAAGUCCAUGGUGCUGUCUGCCAGUUCUCCCCAGGAGAUGGAGGCUUGGCUCUCGGACCUGGACCAGGCGAUUUGUCACGCGAAGAGGAGUGGUGGAGGAGGAGGAGGAGGAGGUGGAGGAGGUGGAGGAGGUGGAGAGGGGAUUGUGAUGGAGAGUGAACUUCCUGCUGCGACAGAGCCGAGACCCAACUCCCUGACCCACGUCUGCUGGCUGCGGGGUCACAGUCUCUCCCUCUGCGACAACCUCAUCAUGGCCAAGAGCCAGCUGUCUGGUUACCUGCUACGCAAGUUCAAGAUGAGCAGAGGGUGGCAGAAGCUUUGGGUCGUCUUCUCCAACUUCUGUCUCUACUUCUACAAGAACCAUCAGGAGGACGCCCCGCUAGCGAGCCUGCCCCUGCUGGGCUACUCGGUGUCUGCGGUGGAGGACGUCGCCGACGCCGACGGCGACACCGGCGACACCGGCGGCGGCGCCGGCGAGGGGGCGGAGACGGCGGUGCAGCGGGAGGGCGACGACGGCGGGAGAUGCGACUUCGUCUUCCGCCUGCGUCUGCGGGCUCACAGCUAUCUGUUCCGCGCCGAGGGCCAGUUCACCUUUCAGAGGUGGUUGGAAGUCCUGUCCAUCUGCAGAGGCCCCACUCGGAGCAGUCUGUGGGACUCACCCCAAGAUUGACAACCACGACAACACCUACACCUGAGCGUGGUUCACAAUGGCCGUGUCGGAGACGCUGAGACACCACGGCUGAGAGCCUGGGUUAGAGCCCUGGGUCUGGGUGUCUCUC